AUGUCUCUUACGACGACAGCACACAGCCAUUUCUCUCACGAUGAUUACCCAUCGGUAACAUCACCACGGCCAAACGUCUAUGGACAGGGCCGCAGUAUGGACGUCACAGCUUCCACUCUCCACAGAACCAGUCCUCUCGAUUUCGAUUUCGCCAAAAUCCAGCCUUUCGUUAAAUCCGGCACGUUCCUAGAACCACACGACACUACAGCUCUAUCUUCGAACGAGUCCCAUGCGUCUGCACUCUCCAAGCGCAACAAUCGCUCUGCAAUGCGAUUUUCCUCGAAUGCAGGCAUCAUUGAAGAGUACGCGCGGUCAUGGAACAGUCAAGAUAUUAGCAUCAGUAUACCUCAAGAUGGCGAAAAAGGGUUCGAACAGCUUGUUAGUCCAAGAACGGCAGACAAUACACCGAGAUGGCCUUUCAUCAAUGACGAUAGCCUCAACACACCCGACUCUGCAGACGCGGAGCCGCUCUUCCCUUCCUCAGCCAGCACUGUCUCACACCCCAGGCAGAUACACCGUAUCGAUGAAGACUUGGAAGACCUAUCUGCCCUGUAUGUCUCCCCGUUGGACGCAGUACCCGAAAGUCCCAUUAUAGGACCACCCCUACCACCACCAAUACGAUCAUCAAAUCGUCCUUUAGGCAAAGUCAUGACUGCGGCUGAGUUCGAAUCUUUGCAGAGGCGAAAGGUUCUUGAAGAGACAGAAAGGCUCUUUUAUGAGGGCGAAAACGAAGACGACAAGAUUGAUUAUGACAAGAUCGAUCAUGAUACGGUUGAUGAAGUAGAUCUUGCCAAGAGGCAGAUGACUCAGCGUAAAAGGCAGCAGAAACAUCUUGACAGCUACCGGCAGCAGAUGAUGAAAACAACAAAAGGACAUGAACUGCCACAUAUACGCUCCCAUUCCCGUAUGUCUUCCACACUUUCCUUUACGACGACGUUUCGGGGUCAUAGGGAGGAUAUUCCUACGCAAUACGGGGACGAAGAUGAGGAUGAAGAUGACGUGCCGCUGGCUAUUCUCCAGAUGAAACAGAGAUCAGGUGGGAGAGAAGCACCCAUGCAUGCCAUAGACGGGAGGUCAGACUAUGGUUUGAACAUCCAACCAGCUCCAGAGAGCAGGAGACAGCAGCCACGCUCCCCAAUGCCAGCCUUUGCCAGCAAAUUGCCGCGCGAUCCUUUUGCUGGAAAUGUACAGCCUUCUUGGCCUAUGGGCAACCAGCAACUCAUUCCCGGUGGUCUUGUUGGUGUGAUAGCAAGUGAGGAACGUGCAAAAGCUAGGCGUCGGGUUCCCCCAAGUCAUGGCUUCCAGCCACUCCCCGAUACCAAUAAUGCUUUCAACUGGGGAUCAUCAUCGCGUCAGCCACCUUCAAUGCCGGUUACAUAUGGUAUGCCAAUGGCCCAGCCGCCAAUGCCAUCAUAUUCUCGACCACAAACGCCAGUUACAGCGCCACAACCUCCUCCUGCUCCUGUCAAUCAUCAAAUGUUCAACUUUUUGAAAGCCCAGACUGAGUUUUUCCGAAAUAUGGCUACCAUCAAUCAACAAAGAAGUGGUCAGCCAUGGGACAACUUUUCGUCACAACAGUCAGUGAUGAACGGAGGGGUUCCUAGUGGGAUACCUAGCCGUGCCCCCUCCAACUAUGCCCCCUCCAACUAUGCCCCUUCCAACUACGCACCAUCUAAUUAUGCGCCAUCUAACUAUGCAUCUUCGAAUUAUGCGAGAUCAACAUAUGCUCGCUCGAACUAUGCCAAGUCUGUUCAUCAACGUGAUGGGGGAUAUGCCGCCUCAGUUGCACCGUCCGAACGUAAUACCGUCGGUAUGCCAAGUCGAUACAGGCCUGUUUCCAAAACGGCGCAACCAGUGCACGCAGAGAGAGGGGCCCAAGCUGUCGCAAGAGUCUCUACUAGCAGUGACUGGAAUCACAACCGAAAUAUGAGGAUGGACCCACGAGCUAUUCUUGAAGCAGACACUACAGACAGCGAUGAUGAUGAAGCAUUUUGGAGAGCCAGGAAAGCGAAGCGAGACAGGAGAAGAGCCAUGUGUUUUCAAGACAACGAUUUGGGAAUCAGGGCAGAGUGGAUCAGGUAG
Fusarium pseudograminearum CS3096 is the source of this 2082-nucleotide messenger RNA. RefSeq lists its product as uncharacterized. Bases 1 to 2082 code for a protein of 693 amino acids. NCBI's taxonomy places the organism in Eukaryota, Fungi, Ascomycota, Sordariomycetes, Hypocreales, Nectriaceae. The record is from RefSeq and is a predicted model, not a curated record. The transcript has a single exon.